Messenger RNA from Nylanderia fulva, 3644 nucleotides. Its product is annotated as homeobox protein PKNOX2. The record is from RefSeq and is a predicted model, not a curated record. Lineage: Eukaryota; Metazoa; Arthropoda; Insecta; Hymenoptera; Formicidae. Gene Ontology annotation, biological process: regulation of DNA-templated transcription. Gene Ontology annotation, molecular function: DNA binding.
AAACCUUCGCGAAAAGUAUUGAAUCGGUGACGUCACAAAAGACGAGACGGUGGAAGGAGACGGACGGGGUGGACGGUCGCGUUGAAAAAUGUCCGGUUACUCGAAUUUAUCGUGUACGUGAAGAGAGUGAGCGUGGUAAACACGAGACUCGGGAGGACAGUGAAACGUGAACCAGGGGCGGCGUGCAGAACCGGCGAGACGUUGCCCCGCGGAACGGACUCCCCGGGCACGUGUACUGGCGGGAGGCGACCCCGGAGUAGCCUCUCUCGAGUCGCUCCGUCGACUCCUACGACACGGUUCGAUAUCGCAUCGCAUCGUAAAGUCGCGAUAAAAUAAAACGAGGUGAGCCGCGCGCGCGGGCGUAUCAAGUCGCUCGAGGUGUCUUCGUCGACGGGGGAUCAUCUUCAUCCACGGAUCCGUUCACGAUUGUCACAGAUUAAGCGGACGAGCGCGCGUUUAAAUAAACGAGUCGCUGGAAGCGUCAGGGAACGAAGAGAGAGAAUGAAGAUUGCCGAGGGGGAAUGAUAGGUAAGAGCACGCUUAAAAGGAGAGACGACGACAAGAUCGAUGUCGAUUAGAAGAGUGACGAAUCCGCGAAAACGUGCGACAGGAUGCAAGAGGGUAACACCGCCGUUGCGCUAGCGAUGGUGACUCCCGGAUACGAUCAGGACCCUGCGAGUGGGGUCGCCGACUAUACGACUCAUCAAGAUCAGGCCCAGUUCGAGGCCGACAAGAGGGCCGUUUACAAGCAUCCGCUCUUCCCGCUGCUGGCGUUACUCUUCGAAAGAUGCGAACAGGCGACCCAGAGCUCGGACAACUCCACGUCCGAAAGCUUCAACAUGGAUAUACAGGCUUUCGUCCAGCACCAAGAAAGAGACCGAAAGCCCUUCCUGAUCAAUGACCCCGAGAUUGACGGUUUGAUGAUCAAGGCGAUACAGGUGCUGCGUAUCCACCUCCUGGAAUUGGAGAAGGUGCAGGAGCUGUGCAAGGACUUUUGCAACAGGUACAUUACUUGCCUGAAAGGCAAGAUGCAGAGCGAGAAUCUGUUACGCAGCGACUACAGCCACCAUGGGCACGAUAUGGGUCCGUCGAGUGGAAGCAAUGGCAGCAGUCCGUUGCAGGUGCUGUCAUCUACAGGCAAUGAUGUUGAGUCGGGAGCUAACGGAUUCAGAGUGAGCCGAGGGGACUCCGGACUGGCGGAGAACGACGGUGCGAAUCCGCGAGAAGAGAGCGAUAAUCACGAUAAUCAACCGGUCCGAUCGUCGUCUUCCGCCAUCCAGCGCAACUCGGGCAAAUCCGCUAGCCAAGACCGCGACGAUCCACUCUCACCGUCUGCGGUGCACGGAAGCACGCCUCUCUCGCAGAUCGGGGCGCAUGGAUGCACCCCGGUUAACGACAUGUUUGUCGGUCAAGAUGACGAUAACGAGUAUCUACGAACUAUCUCCAACAGAAUAUAUUUGGAAGAGGCUGGAUACUGGGGACUAGUUGCGUUGCGAGAACGAGAAAACGCGGAAUACGCGGAUGUCGGAAAUGCUAAUGAUGAAAAGUAUUUCGACAUUACUGUUGCAGGCUCGCCUUCUCCGGCAGCGAGUGAGGACGAGGAGGAAGGUGCCAGCAACGCGGCCUCGAAUCACGCUGGGAAUCAUAGAAGUAAUCACAGUAGCGCUAGAAAGGGACGUCAGAAGCGUGGUGUUUUGCCUAAACAUGCUACUAGCAUUAUGCGGACGUGGCUCUUUCAGCAUUUAGUACAUCCUUACCCAACCGAAGAUGAAAAGCGUCAAAUCGCCAGCGAGACGAAUUUAACGCUGCUACAAGUAAAUAACUGGUUUAUCAAUGCUCGUCGAAGGAUUCUACAACCCAUGCUAGAUAACGCGGGCGCGGAUACUGCUUCGCGUGCUGGUAAACGUCACAAAGUUUCGAAACACGCUGUACAACAACAAGCGGCUCAACAACAACAAGCAGGCUGGCAGUCCGAAGAUUCGGCGAGUGAUUCGGGUUCUAGCGACGGUGAGGGAGGUGCCGCUAGAUCGAAAGACGGUAAUGAUAGCGAUGAAGAUGAUCUUCACUGACCUCUGUCGAUCACCGAAACGUCAACCUCUUUACGGUACCUUCAAAUCCAGUUGCUCAUUACAGUAUUAAGGUAUUCGGGUAUAGAUAUCGCUUUAACUGUCAAAUACGUAAUUAAUCUUGCGAAAGUUAAGAAUAAGUGGGUAGAGGUUAUCACGCUCUCUGAUCAUUCGACACUGACUAUUCGUCAUCUACCCAAACUAUUAGCUUUUUUUUUAUAAUGAUUGAUUACAUUUUUAAUCUUGGUUUAUAUUAUGAUGGAUAUAUUUUUUCACGAUUGAAUAUAUUUCAUCAUAUAUAACAUGAGAAACGAGAACUGAGAUUGAAUAGGUACUAAAAAGAGAGAGCAGUUUACUUAAAUACAUCUAAUUUAAACGCAAAUAUAUAUUUGCAUUAAGCUACAAGAAAUGUUAUUUAUUUUUGAUGACAAAUUUUCAAGUGAAUAAUCGCGCGAGUAGUGAAAAUAAAUUUGAGUUUUCUUCCGAAUCAUACUUUUUAUUAGUUUAUUUUUUCUUAUAACGUACGUCCCCGAUAAUUUAUUUGACAUCUAUAAAAAUUUUAAAAUAUAUAUUGGUUUAGACGUUGACUAUUAUGGUAGUCAUGUGUCAUCAAAUUCGCUAGGCAGUCAACGUUUUAAAUGUAAGAUUAACGAUUUGUCGGACAAGAAUUCAUUAUGAAAAGAUUUUUUUUUAGUUAGAUUAUUCAUUUUCCUUAUUUUUUAUGUACAUUUUCAAAUAUGUACUAUUGAUGAAUUAUAUCGCGUGUAAAAACUUUCUUUUUUAUGUAUUUUAAUAUAAUAUAUUAAUUGCCUCAAUCAAUUAUGGUUAGUUUUUCAUCACACAACAAAUACACGCACACACACACAACUUAAAAUUUUAUUAGAUGUAAUAAAACAAAGCAGAUAAAAUCAAAUCUCUAUCUUUUGUUAGCUUCAUCAACAAUAUUAUUAUUAUUACUAUUGUUACGAUUAAUACUGUUUCUACUAUUCGACUACUACUACUACAACAUCCACUACUAUUGCUAUUACUAUAACUAUUGCUAUUAUUAAUAUACUGCUAUUACUAGUAAUAGUAUUACUACUAAUAAUAAUACUAUUGCUAUUCCUUCCAUUAUUGCUAUUACUACUAUUACUAUACUAUGUGACUUUUACUAUUAUUACAAGUACUAUUACUACUACUGUUAUUAUUAACACUAUCGCUACCACUAAUGCUACUGCUAUUACUGCUACUAUUAAUACUCAUACUGCUCCUAUUACAAUAAUUGUCAUUUUUUGUGUCGCAACAAAAUACUGGUCUGCAUUUUUUCCGUUUGCAGUUAUAAUUCUAAGCUUUAUAAAUAGAAAUUUACAUCUGUUUUAUAAUUUGUAUAAAAUGGAAUGCGAUACGCGGAUAAUGAAAUGGUAAUUGGAUUAUUGGUCAUUAAUACACAAUAAAUAAUUGUAAACAAAAACAUUUGAUCAGACGCGUUUGUGGAAAGUUAAAAAAUGGAUACUUAUUUAAUUUUCAAAUGAUGAGGACAUAGCUAGUAAUGCAAUAUUAAUUGUACUUUUUCGUGCCAUUAAAGAGCGUGGUAACUUC